Molecule: messenger RNA, 1601 nt
Organism: Lactuca virosa
Lineage: Eukaryota; Viridiplantae; Streptophyta; Magnoliopsida; Asterales; Asteraceae
Source: the annotation of a GenBank genome assembly
CUACCAACAUCAUCUUCCACUACACAAUACUAUAAUAAUAUCUAUAUCUAUAUAUGUAACUUCUCCUCGGUGCUUUCAAUCAAUAUUCAUCUUCCUCCCGAUUCCAGAUUAAACCCUAAAUCAAAAUGCCAAUUAGGAACUGGGGGUUUCUUCUUUUCGUUUUUGUUUCGGUUAGUAGCGUAGCUUUGUCUGUUUCAGACCCGAUUACUCAACAGAAGUUGGAUCAGGUUCUGAACUUGCCUGGUCAGAGUUUUAAUGUCGACUUUGCACACUAUGCUGGGUAUGUUACUGUUAAUGACGAAUCCGGGAGAGCUCUGUUUUACUGGUUGACGGAAGCUGUUGAGGAUCCUGCUUCCAAACCUCUUGUUCUUUGGCUCAAUGGAGGGCCUGGAUGUUCAUCAAUUGCAUAUGGGAUGGCUGAAGAGGUCGGGCCAUUUCAUGUCAAUAAAGAUGGAAAGUCGGUUUACUUGAACCCGUAUUCUUGGAACACUGUGGCAAAUUUGUUGUUUCUUGAUUCCCCUGCUGGAGUUGGAUAUUCUUACUCAAAUACCACUUCAGAUAUCUUGAACAAUGGAGAUAAAAGAACUGCUGCAGAUUCACUUCAAUUUCUCUUGAAUUGGCUUGAAAGAUUUCCUCAAUUUAAAGGAAGGGAUUUCUAUAUAGCAGGCGAAAGCUAUGCAGGACAUUAUGUUCCUCAACUAAGCCAAGCCAUCGUGAGAUACAACAAAGAAAAUACAAAAAGUCCAAUUAAUCUCAAGGGUUACAUGGUGGGAAAUGCCCUAACAGAUGAUUAUAGUGAUCAUGUUGGACUUUUCCAAUUUAUGUGGGCAGCUGGCUUAAUUUCAGAUCAAACUUACAAGAAAUCAAACGAAUUAUGUGACAGGGAAUCUUUUAUUCACCCAUCACGUGAAUGUGACCAAAUAGUUGAUAUUGCUUAUGAAGAAAUGGGUAAUAUCGACGCGUAUUCCAUCUUUACCCCUCCUUGCACUGCAACUGGUGUCACUAAACGCCUUUUAAGAAGAUGGCAUAAAGUCGGGCAUAUUGGGCAGAGUUAUGAUCCUUGUACUGAACAACACUCCACAAUUUACUUCAAUUUACCCGAGGUCCAAAAUGCCCUUCAUGUUUUCCACAGCAACACAUCAAGAAAAUGGGAAACUUGCAACAAUGUUGUAAACUUGAAUUGGAAAGAUUCUCCUAUAUCUGUUCUCGAUGUUCAUCAAGAACUUAUAAGCUCAGGACUCCGCGUUUGGAUAUUCAGUGGUGAUACGGAUGCGGUGAUUCCCGUCACUUCUACUCGUUACAGCAUAGACGCUCUCAAGCUUCCGACGGUUAGCCCAUGGCGUGCAUGGUACGAUGAUGGCCAGGUUGGAGGGUGGACACAGGGGUAUGAAGGGUUAACUUUUGUAUCGGUCAGGGGAGCAGGGCAUGAGGUGCCUUUGCAUAAACCGAAGCUAGCGCUUGUGCUCAUUAAGAAUUUCUUAGCGGGAACUUCCAUGGCAUCAUUUGAUCAAGUGAUUGAGUCCAAAACUUCUGCUUCAGAACAAAAAGAAAGAAAGAUGACUAGCAAAAUACCAAAUUGUCAUUGCAAAGUCUUUUAUUAA